AAAACCCGGAGACAUGCGUCAAAUUUUUUUUCUUUCUUUUCGGGCAACCAGAUUUUAAAAUGGACAGCCGCCGCAAAAGCCCAAAUUUGGCAAAGACACCCGAGAAAAGUUUGUCGGAGACCCGAAACUGAAAAGAUCCUCUCAGGAGUAUUUGCCGCUUCCGCUUAGGAGCGUCCUUGUUCACUCUGGGUGUCCGAAUUUCAUCGAACAAGUGGUAUGCGGCGUUAGCUAGCAAAAAAAGGCGAUCACACUCCACACUCAAAGCAGCUUCAAUGCUUGAAGGGAAAGCACUUCACACUCAGUGGCUGGCUACUCAAUGCUUGGUAGUUGCCUAGCUAUCGAACUCUCGGCAAUUACUUAAGUUUGGAAACUACUGAACAGUAACAUGUGUUUGAAAGGCAGCCACAACGAAAGUUCAGUUGCGAACCACCAAACUUGCCAAACGUACAGUGUUUCGAUUCUAUAGGAGUUAACUUGGGGUGCUAAUGUAGUUGAGUUCAUCAUCAACCUCGCUGAAGUUUCAAUAGCUUUUGUUCAAGAGAACAAAAUCCCUGCUGUGAGUUAUUUUCCAAACUAUUAUGUCAUUAUCAUAACUAGUUACUUAUUUGAAGCCACUGAUGUCUUAUAUUUCGGUACUAGAACCUUCAUAAUCCAAUUUUGUUGUAGUAAACAUGAUAUAAGUACAAAGACCAACUUGCCUUGUAUAUUUUGACCCUUUGAUUGUUAUAUUGGUUUCUUCCUAUUAUGGUACUCCAUUUAUAUAAAAUUUAUUCCCCUCUCCUUUUAUGUUUUCUAAGAUCCUUGGGUACGUAGUAAUUCUUUCUGCAGAUUUGAUCAUGCUUUCCAAACUGUUCUGCGCAUAUAAAAGCAAUUGUCAGCUUCACAAAUGUUUCUAGCACCCAAAGACAUAAGAUCUGGGGGUAUCUUGCUUUUCGUGGGAGGAAUUCUCUCAGUUGAAGUUGGAUCCCAAAUUAGAUCAAAUUAUGCUGAAAUCUUUGUGGGGGCCAUCAAAUGACAGAUUUUCUACCAACUAAUACAAUUUUGGUAAUUUCAGAGAUAAGAACAGACAUUUGUAGCAAAACAGACAUCUGAACAAUUAUGCUAUUCCAAGACUACUGGAAAGUUAUCAUCCCAAACAGUGGAUCGACUGCAAAGAGAUAUAUACUGAUGCACAACUGGAGAAUGAAAAGCUGUAAUUAGUACAAAUGCAGCAAUGUUGGUAAAGGACCAAUGUGAAGAAUACACAGGUUUGAUCUAGUGCACUAGUCAACCAAAGAAGAGAUGGGGGAGGAUUUGGUCAUGUAAAAGUGUCAGUAAAACAUAGAUUUGUCAAGUGUUUGGAGCAAUGUGAUCCAUAGCCAUGAGGGCUUGCUCUCUAUGGGGGUCCAUCCUUCCCUGGUUGCGAUUUACUUCUCCCAUUUUUGGUGGUUCUGCAUCCCUUUUUGAGUUUGAGUUGUAUUUUUGGCUUAUGAUUUUCGUGGGCUACAUGGUAGUCAACACCCAGGAGAUGAUUGAGAGGGCACACCUUGGUGAUCUGGUCUACGUGAAGCAUCCCCUAACCCUUUUCACUGAUUUCAUUGCUGUUUUGUUCGCGCACACAUAAUCAGACAGAAAAACCCAUCUAGGGAUUUUCAACCUCUGCCGCCACAGCCACAACUAGCUUCAAAUUUAUCAAGCCGAUAAGCAUCCAUUCUCUAUAAGGUUCAAGGCAGUAGAAUUUUGCUUCACUUGCAGACAAUCAUGGCAAACCCCACCUGGUUGCCACCUUUGUCAAGGCACUUUGUAUCUUCUCAGAAGCCAUGAGCCACCUGCCCUGGAAGAAAUGAGGUGUAACAAUGUGAAAUGCUAUUGCCAUGCAAAGAGAAGGAUGGCUUCAGACUCUUCACAGAUCAUGUUAUACUUAUCUUUCCCUCUUUACCUUCUCCAUCCUAUAAAUAUUAAAUACCAACACCUUCUACUCACCACUUCACCACAACUAGCUAGCUAUCUCUCUGAUCAUUACAAUGGCUAAGCCUAUAGCUCUCGCCUUUUCUCUUUGCUUGCUUGUCCUCUUCCACAGCUGCUUAGCAGCUCGCCAACAAUCUCAGUCAAGCCAGCAGAACGAGUGCCAGCUAGAUCAGCUCCAAGCUCGCGAACCUGAUAACCGCAUUGAGACUGAAGCGGGUAGGAUCGAGUCUUGGGACUACAACCGCGACGACUUCCAGUGCGCUGGUGUUGCUGUUCAACGAAUCACCAUUGAAAGAAAUGGCCUUCACUUGCCUUCUUACACCCACGCUCCACAACUCAUUUACAUAGUCCAAGGAAGUGGUUUUCUAUCUACUGUAUUUCCUGGCUGUCCUGAGACUUUCGAAGAAUCUGAACAAUCUGAUGAAGAACAACAAGGGCAAGGGCAGCAGGGGCGCCAUGGACAGCAAGGCCGUGGACAACGGGGUCAACAAGAACAAGAAGAGGAAGAACAACGACAACGCCAACGCCAACGCCAACGUCAACAGGGACAACAAGGCCAUGGACAGCAUGAUAGACAACAAGGACAGCAAGGCCAACGGGGACAAGAGAGCUUCGAACAGCUAGACAGACACCAGAAGGUUCGACGCAUAAAAGAAGGUGAUAUUGUUGCUAUUCCUGCCGGAGUCACCUACUGGUCCUACAAUGACGGUGACCAACCUCUAGUUGCUGUCAGUCUUCUUGACAUCAGCAACAACCAAAACCAGCUUGAUCGUAACCCGAGGAGAUUCUAUCUUGCUGGUAACCCACAAGAUGAGUUUAACCAACAAGGGCAAAGCCAGAGUCGAAGGGGCCAGCAAGGACGUGGACAACAAGGGCAAGGCCAAAGUCAAUGGGACCAGGACCAGCAACAGCAACAGCAAGGAGGAAGGAGCAGGCACCAGCAACAACAGCAUGGAAACAACAACAACAUCUUCGCUGGCUUCAACACACAGCUCCUCGCUGACGCUCUGAACAUCGACCAACAGACUGCGCAGCAGCUUCAGGGACAAAACGACAACAGACCCCAAAUCGUCAGAGUUAGAGGACGUCUUGAUUUUAUCCAGCCGCCACAGUCACAACAGGAGGAAAGACAAGAACAGGGAAUUCAGAGACAACAGGGACAGAAUGGUCUUGAGGAAACUCUCUGCAACUGGAAGAUCAGAGAGAAUAUUGGCAGGCCUUCACGUGCUGACGUCUUCAGUCCCCAAGCCGGUCGCAUCAGCACCCUCAACAGCUUUAAGUUGCCUAUUCUCAGGUACCUUGACCUCAGCGCUGAGAGAGGCUUCUUCUACAAUAAUGCUAUCUACAGCCCACACUGGAACUUGAACGCCCACGAAGUGUACUACGUCAUUCGAGGUAGCGCUAGGGUUCAGGUUGUGAACGACAACGGCCAGGCCAUCUUGGACAACGAAGUCCGCCAGGGACAGCUCUUCAUUGUGCCACAGAACCACGCAGUGUUACAAAAGGCUAGCAACAACGGCUACGAGUACAUUGCCUUCAAGACCCAGGACAAUGCCAAGAUUAACACUCUGGCUGGCCGGACCUCAGUCCUGCGGGCACUCCCCGACGUCGUCCUUGCUAACGCAUACCAGAUUGACCGACAACAGGCAAGGAAUCUCAAAUACAACAGACAGGAGACUGUUGCUUUGAGCUCUUCAAGGUCUUCCCAAUCCCAGAGGAGCUGGUGGGCUAUUGCGUAAAUGAAUGCAUGAGUAAUGAAAUGUAAAAAUGUAAUGCGGCACGUAGUUGUUUUUGGAUGGUACAAGCUAGCUAAGGGUACAAAGAAUAAAAAUGGCUUUUAUAUGGCUGUGUUGUAAGAGGAGAAAUCUACUGUACGAAUUAGGAAAUAUCAAGCUACUACGUACUUGUAAUCUUUUGCUAUCUAAUAAACUCUCUUCUUUA
Rosa rugosa (rugosa rose) is the source of this 3888-nucleotide messenger RNA. Its product is annotated as prunin 1 Pru du 6-like. NCBI's taxonomy places the organism in Eukaryota, Viridiplantae, Streptophyta, Magnoliopsida, Rosales, Rosaceae. Gene Ontology annotation, molecular function: nutrient reservoir activity. Bases 2004 to 3686 code for a protein of 560 amino acids. The transcript has 12 exons. The record is from RefSeq and is a predicted model, not a curated record.